AUAUAAUUGUAUUUUUAAAAAAUUAUAUGAUGGGUGAGAAGAUAAGGUAAUUGAGAAAAUAAGACAUGUGAGUGAAAAUAACAGCUAUUUGUAUGAUAUUACCUGCUACCUGCUGUGGCAGUUAUGAAAAAUUGGCGCACCGGUGCACCGGAGACGUUGCCCUUAAUUCACUAAUAUGUGAUACAUGUGAUGUGGUACAGUACAGCUAUAUAAAGCUCCAAACCAAAAGUAUUGAUCGGCUGGUUACAACAACCCAAAAGUGACAAUCGCACAGCCAUUCAUUUGAUUAGAUGUUUUGUCUUUUAUUUUUCAGUAUUGUAAGUGGGCAUACGACAUGCAGCUCAGGUAAUUAUGCAGACAAGGAGGGCCACACGACGUCACUUGCUGGCAAAUUAGGCAGAGCAAAGAUUCCACGAAUGAAGCCGACGACAAUAAACAAGAACAAACCUACCUCUGAGACUUUCCUAUAUAAUUGUAUCUAACCUCUUCACCUUCCUCUCUCAAUAAGCUUCUCUCACGCCUCCUCCUAUCCUAGAUAUGGCAGCUGUCCUUCGCAUUAGCAUCAACCCGAACCCAUUGGCAACUAUAAUGUCAAGAUCAAAUCCUAGCCGUCCAUCUAGGACCACGACGGCUGUAAUGUCGCAAGAUCAUCCUUAUUGGGCGUCCGUGCAUGCCGAGAUAGAGGUCCAUCUCAAGCAGCACAUCCUUGUCAGGCCUCCACUCUCAGUGUUUGAGCCCAUGCACCAUUUCGUGUUUUCCGCCCCGCCAAGCCCCGGACCGGCCUUGUGCGUGGCCUCAUGCUCGUGGGCGGCCACCGCGACCAAGCCAUUGCUGCGGCGGCUGCCUAGCACCUCAUGCAUGCCGCAGCUGUUACUCAUGAGCAACUUCUAUCAACCGAUAGGCCCAAGACCAAGCCCAAGCCCAGGCCCAUGGUUCACAGACCAGGGGUAGAGCUUCUCACUGGAGAUGGAAUAUUUGCAUUUGGGUAUGAGUUAUUGGCUAAGUUAAUGGAUCCGGGCCUAAACAAUUCGGACCGGAUUUUACGGGUUAUCGUUGAAAUGACACGUGCCAUGGGGUCACAGGGCAUGGUGGAUGGGCAAUACCAUGAGAUACUGAUGCUGUGCAAACAAUCAAGGUACUACAAAUACGUGUUUGAAAAAAAGGAAGGUGGGUUCCAUGCAUGUGGGGCCGCCUGUGGGGCCAUAUUAGGAGGUGCAAGUGAGGAGGAAAUAGAGAGAUUGAGAAGAUAUGGUCUGUGUAUGGGAGUGAUGAGAGCGUUUUCAAAUAGAGUUGAAGAAGGAAAUGAGAUGGAAACAAUGGAAGUGGUGAAGGAGCUCAGAAGUUUGGCACUCAAGGAACUAGAAUUUUUCCAUGAAGGAAAGGCUGAGGCAAUUUCUAGCUUCCUUCGUCUCUUCAGCCUUUGACGUUGCGAAUCGAUAUAUAAAAAUGCGAGAUUAUAUGUAUAUAUGAUUGAUUGAUUGAUGUAGAAUUUGCAGUAAGUUCGUAGUGCAUAUACGCGUGGAGUGGCGGAGCCAAUAUAAGGUAAUUUGACUCUAAUAAUUUCGAAACGUGCCUUCAUGGACGACUAUUUUUAGCCAAACUACAAGCAAAUAAUUGAACUAAGAAGAGGAUUAUGAUUUCCCUGUUUUAGAAUGUAUGUCGACAAAUCAAUGCUGUAAAGUUUAGGCGAAAAAAUAACAGAUAAGGGAUUUAAAAGGUAAGAGCACUGAGCCACCAUGUGGUUGAACUUGAACCUAAAUUAUUAUUACUUGUACAAAAUAAUGCAUAAGUUUUGUCGUUGA
This is a messenger RNA of Prunus mume (Japanese apricot), 1802 nucleotides long. Its product is annotated as heterodimeric geranylgeranyl pyrophosphate synthase small subunit 2, chloroplastic-like. The record is from RefSeq and is a predicted model, not a curated record. Gene Ontology annotation, biological process: isoprenoid biosynthetic process. Gene Ontology annotation, molecular function: prenyltransferase activity. NCBI's taxonomy places the organism in Eukaryota, Viridiplantae, Streptophyta, Magnoliopsida, Rosales, Rosaceae.